CGAUUGAAUAACAUAUUCCCACCCAAUCGUCAAAUUAAGCGAGUCAUGAUACUUGUUUUAGGGACACGCAAGAGUCGCCAAUACAGCCCAAAAAGGACGUGUCAAGACCUUCUUUUUACAGUCUGAGGGCCAGUAAAGGGUUAAAUAGGAGGAAACGCAGCAUGGUCCGUGUACUCGUCUGGGUGGAGUAAAGUUGGACAUGUAAAACCCACUUAUACAUUUUCAACCAAAUUAGCUAAACAAGAAAACAUUUGUUCGGUACAAAAUAACGUUUUUUGAAAUUAAAAAAAAACCCAUUCAUCUGAAAUGAGUGAUGUCAGUGAAGAGUCGCUGUUGGAGUAUUUCUACUCAGCUGGAGGUCAUUCAGGCAGAGUGAAAAAUGCAGAUAUACUGAGGACAUACAAGCCCUUCAUUGGCCACACGGACUUGCAAUUACGCGCUAAACACAGGGAGGAAUUCAAACUCAUCAUCGACAGAAUUGCCGUGGUGAAAUCAGAGAACGGUGAGAAGUAUUUGGUCUUGAAGAAAAAAUACAGACAGCUACUGCUGCAGCGACACACAGAGCUUCAUGGGACAGACGGGGACGGACAGAGCCAUGCCAACCUGACCGGAAACCAGGCCGGCGUACAGUGGGAGGAGACAGAAACCACCUCUCCUUCAUCAGCCCAGAAGGGGCUCCAAGAUGUUGGUCUUCCUCCUCCGCCUGCAGACAGGACGCCUGCUCAGAUGGUGUGGUGUGGAGGGACAGAAUCGCCAGUCCAGGACCAUCCCAGACAAAUGGAAAUGGCCGAUUGCCAAAAUGAGGAUCCCUUGGCACACAGUAACGGGGAAGAUGAGCUGGAUAAAGACUUGGGGUCAAAGUCGGAGUCAGAGCAAGACGAGGAGUGUAUGGGCAGUAUGGGUGCCACCGCAGUUGCUCUUGACCCCAUAGAGAAGGAGUGGAUUUACUCUGCUGCGUGUGCUCGUGUCCCCAACCUCUCCCAGCUGCUCGGACAGGACCCCUCUCUGGCAAACAAGAAGGACUUCACCUCAGUGAGUAUCACAGCUCUUCACUGGGCGGCCAAACAUGGCAAAGAGGAUAUGGCCUCUCUCGUUGCUAAUGCCGGCGCCGAUGUGAACACCAAAUCGGGAUACACACCAUUACACAUCGCAGCGUUGCAUGGCCAUCGGCACAUUCUUGACCUGCUCAUAGGGACAUAUGGUGCCAAAGAGAACCUAAGGGACUACAGUGGCCAUAUUCCUUUCCAUUAUCUCAACAUCAGAGAGCCAGAGGGACCUGAGGAAGACAAUGAGCUACAGUUCCACGUUACUCAGGCCAGAGAGCGGAACAGGAACAGGAAGCUGGCUUCACUGUUCCAGUCCAAAAAGAAGUGGGGCUCAGCAGAGGAGUUAGCUCCCAUAGAAGAGGAGAGAUCAGCACCACAGCAGCUUGUGCCCCCUGCAUUUAGACCCAGGAAGUUCUCACGCUAAAAAAAAAAGAAAUCUGGGACUAUUUUUUCUUUCCUUCGCUGUUACUCACACACAAACAUUCAUACAUAUAUACACACAUCCAUACACAUGCAUGCAUGAACACAAGCAUACACACAGGCCAGCACAUGCAAUACGUAUGGAUGAUAUGUACAGAUGCCUACACGCAGCUGUGCAAGCUCAUAUUAAAACUCAUAUAAACACUGAAUUCAGAUGCUGUAAUGUUGAAUAAGAUCUUGUUUUGGUAUCGGCAAUAUUUAUGCCAACGAGUGAGAAGUUUCAUUCAGCCAUUAAAAUUUUCAAUGAAUUUUGCAAAACAUCACGUAUGGAGCAGUUUCGCUAGCGUGUCGAAGCAAGGUUUGAUUACGUAGAUUCUCCAUGGAUGCCAUUAUUCCCUUUGUUGAUUAGUUCCGAGUGAACAAAUCUGACGUGAAAAACUCACUUUCACACUUCACACUUGCAAAUUGAUUCUGCGACAACGGAAGAUUCCCAAAUUACCAUUACCGUUGACAUUUGCCAGUCGGAGGAGUUACACUCUUCUAAUGCAGUAUUAUUGUUCUCGUCUUAAUAUCAGUAUUUGCUUUGGCUUUUGUCGUGAUUGCCUUUGUUAUCCCUUAUUUUGCACAAUAUUUUUUAUUUAAAAGAUAUUUUGGUAUUAAUCUGUUUUUGACUGUAAUAAACUGUAUUUUGUAUCGAA
This is a messenger RNA of Lampris incognitus (smalleye Pacific opah), 2164 nucleotides long. Its product is annotated as ankyrin repeat domain-containing protein SOWAHB. The transcript is spliced from 11 exons. Gene Ontology annotation, molecular function: protein binding. The coding region runs from base 307 to 1470 and encodes 387 amino acids. The record is from RefSeq and is a predicted model, not a curated record. Lineage: Eukaryota; Metazoa; Chordata; Actinopteri; Lampriformes; Lampridae.